Messenger RNA from Emiliania huxleyi CCMP1516, 2579 nucleotides. RefSeq lists its product as hypothetical. The transcript is spliced from 6 exons. The coding region runs from base 102 to 2579 and encodes 825 amino acids. Lineage: Eukaryota; Haptophyta; Isochrysidales; Noelaerhabdaceae. The record is from RefSeq and is a predicted model, not a curated record.
CCACCUUGCCCUUGCUGCGGGAUCCUCUGCCCGCGUUCACCCACCUUGCUUGCUGCUGCGCCAGUUCUCAGCUGAGCAUCCACUCUGCCACCCGUCUCAGCAUGCUGCUCUGCUCCGCCUGCCCGACCGGCUGGACCAACGAGUGCGGCGCCUGCCUCGUCGAGGCGCCAUCGUGUCCGUGGCUGAUGUGGACCGUCGCCGCCUGCGGAGCCGACACGCCCUUCGGCGCCUACUGCCACUCCGCUGGCAACACCUCGGUAUGCGGCACGCGGCACGACCUCGACAACUGUGGCCUGCUCGGGCACGACGACGUCUAUUUGCGGCUCGAGUGCGAAGACGCGGGCAAAGCAGCUGUACCGGUGGAAUUUGCAAGCGGCCUCAGUCUCGAGCGGGCCGUUGAGCCAGAGGCGGCGGAGCACCACUUCGAAGUGGACGCCCCCACCGUGUCCGAGCUCGAGGCCGCGGAGCUGGGAAUUGUCGUUGGCAUCCUCGCCGCUGUGGUUCUCCUCACGCUCUGCUUCUGCGUGAUGUGCCUCUGCCGCGGCGGGGGCGGCCAGCGGCAGACCGAUUUGCCGACGACGGCGAAGCUGCAGGCCGAGCCAUCAUACACGGCAAGCCGCGAGUUUCGAAAGGCGGAGGCGAUGGCGCACGUGCAGCAGGCGAGAGUCCGAGCCCGCGAGGCCGCAGCUUGCGAGAGCGGCGACGGCCCCUCGUCGUCGGCGCCGCGGCCACGGGUGGUCUGCCUCGCGGCGCCAGCGGUGGACCCAUGCACAGGCGCCGUCCUCAAGAGCUCCCUGGUCGGCCGCUUCGUCGACGUGACCUUGCGCUCGUCGGGCGGAAGCUCCGGAGAGGGUGCGGCCGGAGGGGCGGCGCCGCGCGACGAGAACCCCGUCGGUGCCGCGCGCGAGUGGCUCUCCGGCAAGAUGAUCAAGGCGCUCCGGCGAGACGCGGAGCACUUUGGCGGCGAGAGCUCGGCGGCGCUCGCGAGCGAGCGCCUCGCCUCCUUUGGCGAGACCACCGGCGCGGUCAAGAAUGGCGACGUCUCGCACGCCGACUCCACCGCCAACUCCGUCGGUGUCACGUGCGGCGGCGGCGCCGCCCCUGUGUGGUGCGCGGAGCCGCUGCCGCUCACCGAGCUCUGCGUCUCUGAGGAUCCGAUCAAGGCCUCGGGCUCCACGAGCAACGAGACGGUCUGCACGACCGCCACGGCCCACUCCAAGGUCGAGAUCGGGAUCGGUAAGACCUACCCGACUACCUCCAUGAAGCUCAACAUCGGCGCCUACGCCGAGCUCGCCCCCUUAUUUGACGAGACCUCCGGCGCGACGAAGAUCGGCGACCCCUCACUCGAGGAGAGCUUCACGACCGCCACGGCCCUCUCAGAGGUCGAUGUGGCCUCGCUGCUCUUUCUCCACCCUUGUGCGGCCGUGCUGGCGCUGCUCCUCGCGGCGUUCCUUGAGCUGCUGCUGCGUGGGCAGGUCAAGAAGAAGAGGGUGGAGCGCAGCAGCCACGCAGCGGACGUAAGCGGCACCCCAGCGGCAUCGCUCCAGCCCGUCAAUGUCAGCAGCCCGUGCUCGCUCACCGACGGCGGCUCGUGCGCCGCGUCGCCAAACUACCCGAACAGCUACGGCAUCAACGAGGAGUGCACCAUCAGCGGCGUGCCGCCAUACGAGCUGGAGACGGUCGCCUUUGAUGUGGAGGGAGACUACUACUCUUACUACGACUACGACUACAAUGGCGACCCCACGGACGAUUGCCGCUACGACUAUCUCACCGUCAACGGCACGAAGUACUGCGGCACCUCGGGGCCGAGUGGCGCGGUGGCGGAGGACGGCGUCAUCGAGUGGCGAUCGGAUGGCUACGAAGUCAGCUACGGCAUCAACGAGGAGUGCACCAUCAGCGGCGUGCCGCCGGUUGGAUUGGAGACGGUCGCCUUUGAGGUGGAGGGAGACCCUUGGCCCUACUACGACUACGACGGCAAUGGCGAUCCCACGGACGAUUGCCGCUACGACUAUCUCACCGUCAACGGCACGAAGUACUGCGGCACCUCGGGGCCCCCGAAUGGCGCGGUGGCGGAGGACGGCGUCAUCGAGUGGCGAUCGGAUGGCAGCGUAGUCGGGUCGGGCUGGAAGGCGCGCCCCUGCGAGGACCAGCUCCGCAACCUGAUCGAGGACGCUAUUGCUAACGUCUCAAUCUACCUGCCGCCCGGUGCAGACUUCAAGCUGGACAGCCAUAUCAGCUGCGCCUCCACCAUCAAAGUGACCGUCGCGAGCAGCGGCGAGGGCGCGACGCUCGACGGCCAGGGAGAGACCGGGCUCUUUAAAUUGCGGGGCGGCUGCAGCCUCACCCUGCGGGGGCUGACCCUCGUCAACGGGAGGGCGUGGGGCGGCGGCGUUGUGUUCGCAAAUGGCGCAGGCGACGUCGAGAUCAUCGAUUCGACGAUCACAAACUGCAGGACUGACGAGGCCGGCGGCGUCGUCUACGCGUUUGAGAACAGCGGUGCGGUCUCGAUAAUCGGCUCGACCGUGUCGGGCUGCUCUGCUGGCAAUGUGCGCCGCGUAGAGUUAGCAGCCUCCCUGUAG